Messenger RNA from Pimephales promelas (fathead minnow), 2204 nucleotides. It is a transcript of the gene rassf2a, whose product is annotated as Ras association domain family member 2a. The record is from RefSeq and is a predicted model, not a curated record. Gene Ontology annotation, biological process: positive regulation of protein kinase activity; regulation of non-canonical NF-kappaB signal transduction; signal transduction. Gene Ontology annotation, cellular component: nucleus; cytoplasm. Lineage: Eukaryota; Metazoa; Chordata; Actinopteri; Cypriniformes; Leuciscidae.
GAUGGGGGGCAUUCCUCCUCCUCCUCCUUUUCCUCAGACGGACGGACGCCCCCCUCAAACUGCGAUUGUUCGCCCAGAUGCUCGGUCCGAGUUGGACUAAAGUAAAGCCCUGUGUCGUUUCAUAUGGUCUCGGAUGGUGGAUUCGUGCAGAUUGAGUGUUGUCUGGAGACAGUAGAACAUUGAUAAGAUUUACACCCCUGAGCGACGAGCAUCGUGACAUCUGGGCAGCAGAGAUCUACAAGAGAGUGAGUGCUUCCAUGCAGUCGUGGCUGGGAUAAAAUGGAUGACAGGAAUGACGGGGUACGGGUUGGAGAAAACAAAAUCAUCAGCAAGAGCAACAUUCUCUCGUAUUUAAAGACCUACAAUCUCUACUAUGAAGGGAAGAACCUGCAGCUUCGACACAGAGAGGAAGAGGAGGAGCUGAUCAUAGAAGGACUUCUCAAUAUCUCAUGGGGUUUGCGUCGACCAAUCAGGCUUCAGAUGCAGGAUGACCAUGAGCGAAUCAGACCACCUCCCUCAUCUACCUCCUGGCACUCAGGGUGUAACCUAGACAACCAGAGUCAGGAGGGUCAGACACAGACUCCUCAAUGCCCCCCUCAGGUGGAAGUGACACCCCCAGAGGACCAAUCAAGCAACGGCACAACACAACACCAUGAAGAAGAAGAGGAGGGGUGUGACAUCUCCGCUCAGCUUCUUAGAACCAAAAGCGAUGCCGGUGUACUGAGACGGGGCAGAAGACGGUCUCCUAGUGACCAGCGGCGAAUCAGAAGGCACAGAUUUUCCAUCAACGGUCACUUCUACAACCACAAGACGGCCGUGUUCACUCCUGCAUAUGGUUCUGUUACUAACGUACGGAUCAACAGCUGCAUGACCACACCACAGGUGCUGCGGGUGUUACUGAACAAGUUUAAGAUUGAGAACAGCCCAGAUGAUUUCGCCCUCUACCUCGUUCAUACCAGCGGAGAGCGUGUCCAGUUGAAGCGUACAGACUACCCAUUAGUAGUGAGAAUACUUCAGGGACCAUGCGAACACGUCUGCAAGAUCUUUCUCAUGGAGCAGGAUCUGGGAGAGGAGAUUCCCUAUGAAGUGGCGCAGUACAUCAAAUUUGAGAUGCCUGUCCUGCAGAGCUUCAUUACCAAACUGAAGGAAGAGGAGGACAGGGAGGUGCAGAAGCUGAGAAGCAGAUAUAAGUAUCUGCGGUGUAUCAUUGAGAAACAGCUCCAGUGUUUACCAGAGGCUUCCACCUGUAUGUGACUCUCUCAGAGCUGUCAAACUACGGACUUCCAGACCCGUCCUCCCUCAAUGAUUGUUAAUCCAAACCACUAAAUAUGCAUUGAUAUUUGCUGACCGGUGAAGAUGGAUGGUACAUCUUGUAAUAUAAAAAUUCUUUGUAUAUUUUUUUUUCUUUGCAUUACUUGGUGCUGUAGUGAAUCCAGGUACAAUAAUAUAGAAGCACAUUCCACUAAACCAGGGAAUUUAUAUUACAAUGACAAGCACAAAGUAACAAAGAGAAAUGCUUACAAGUUUUGUAUUAUUUGUUUGGUUAAACCGAUUAUAAAGGGUCAUGACUGACUGAUCACUUUGCAUGGAUGUAUUGAGAAUACAAUGCGGUCUGAGCCAACCUGUCUGAAGUGUGCUUUAUGCUGAUCACAGAACUGUAGACGGUGAUUCAAAUCUUUCUGGACCGGGAUGGUAAGAUGUGUAUCCCAUACUGAAGUAAAAGACUGUGAAUUUAAAGGAUGAUUGUGAGUGAAGAAGCACACGGUAAUGUAGUGUCUGGACAUCUGAAUGAUGUUUGAGUGAGUGAGUUAGUAGUAUGCAUGUUUGGGUACCUGAGGUCAAUAUGAUUUACCAAGUACAACAUGUUCCUGGAUCAACAUCUGUGAUUCGACUAUCGUUUCCCGCUGAUAAGUUUAUGACUGACAGGAAUAUUGUUGCGGGCUCAACAAAAUUUGUUGAUCUGGGAACACGUUUUGGCAAAAUCAUGGUGACUUGGGUUUUUGAGGAGGACAGCCUGGCUGUAGCUGUUAAGAAAGAGGUUCAUAUUUUUAUUUUUCUUCUUCCCUAUGGGUUGUCUACUUCUGACCUUUCAUCUGGCAUGUGUUUGUCUGUAUUAUAAUACUGAUUGUAAAACUAAGAAUAUGGUGAUAAUUAUAUUUGAAUUAAAUGUUAUCAUCAGAAAAUUAAAAAAACUCCACAACCAA